AUGGAUAAACGCAAUUUACUAGUAGUAGCUAUACAAAAAGUAGGAGAUAUCAUAUUUUCCUCAUCGUCUGAGGAAAGUGACGAUGAUAGCCAAAUUUUAGAGCUGGCAGUGUGUGUGACUGAUAGAAAAGAGGUACCUCGUAUGCAAAACUAUGUCGAAACUGUUAUACCUCUGUUCGACGAUGGACAGUUCAAGUCACACUUUAGAAUGCUUCCAUCGACAUUUGAAUUUAUACUUCAAAUGAUUGCUCCUAAAUUGACUAGGCAUAAGCCUGGCUAUCCGACUAUACCACCAAAAAAACAGUUUCUUAUUGCUAUAUUGAAAAUGGCCACUCCAGAUUCUUAUAGGUCAAUUUGUGAAAAAUUUGAUGUUAGCCGAUCAUCUGCAUUGAAGGCUGUAAGAAGAGUCACCCAUUCUUUAGCAAAUUUAGCUCCACAUUUUAUUAUUUGGCCAGACACAGAUAGAACUUCAGUAGUUAAAAAUGGGUUUUCAUCUACAAAUUCUUUUCCUGGUGUUAUAGGAGCAUUGAUGGAACUCAUAUAA
Molecule: messenger RNA, 543 nt
Organism: Macrosiphum euphorbiae (potato aphid)
Lineage: Eukaryota; Metazoa; Arthropoda; Insecta; Hemiptera; Aphididae
Source: the annotation of a GenBank genome assembly